AUGUUUGCAACACGAAGUUUCACUCUUCUGUGCAGAAGAUCAGCUGCUUCAACAUGGAGAAAUAAAAGUCAAAGUGCUGGGAAGAGGCUGGAUAUAAGUGAGAUUUAUCCUCCCAUUGCCACUCCAUUCACUCAGAGUGAAGAUGUGGACUAUCAAAGACUUGAUGACAGUCUUAAAGGGUACUGCGACUUACCUUUCAGAGGUCUUGUAGUGCAGGGCUCUAAUGGGGAAUAUCCAUACCUGACACCGGAGGAGAGGGCUGAGGUGGUGAAGAGAGUGAAGCAGACCCUGCCAAAAGACAAAUUACUCCUGGCUGUGAAUGUAAGUCUCUCUUCCACCAGAGCCACGAUCCAAAUGAGCCAGCGAAUGGCAGACGCAGGUGCUGAUUGUUUGUUAGUGGUAACACCUUGUUUUUACCGCAGUCGAAUGGAUAGCCAAGCUCUUAUAAACCACUACACAAAGGUGGCAGAUUCCAGUUCAGUGCCAGUUGUGUUGUACAGUGUGCCAGCAAACACGGGUCUUGAACUGCCUGUGGAUGCAAUAAUCCAACUUUCCCAGCAUCCAAAUAUUGUUGGCCUCAAAGACAGUGGUGGAUAUAUCACCAGAAUAGCUCUGCUUGUGCAAAAAAACAGAUCGCAGGAUUUCCAGGUUCUUGCAGGAUCUGUUGGGUUCCUCGUGUCUGCAUAUGCUGUCGGGGCUGUGGGAGGUGUGUGUGCCCUCGCAAAUAUCCUGGGUCAGCAAGUGUGUGAUCUAGCACAGCUGUGUGUUUCAGGAUGCUGGGACGAGGCCAGAGAGCUCCAAUAUCGCCUCAUCGAACCCAACACAGCAGUAACUCGGCAGUAUGGCGUUCCCGCUUUGAAACAAGCAAUGGAGUGGUUUGGAUAUCAUGGUGGUGUGUGCCGGUCCCUGUUGCAGCCUUUAUCAAAGGCAGAUUUAGAGCAGCUUCAAGUCAAAUUCUCCUCCAAUGGCUGGCUCUAG
Sinocyclocheilus grahami is the source of this 978-nucleotide messenger RNA. RefSeq names its product 4-hydroxy-2-oxoglutarate aldolase, mitochondrial-like. Gene Ontology annotation, cellular component: mitochondrion. Gene Ontology annotation, biological process: glyoxylate catabolic process. Gene Ontology annotation, molecular function: 4-hydroxy-tetrahydrodipicolinate synthase activity; (R,S)-4-hydroxy-2-oxoglutarate aldolase activity. NCBI's taxonomy places the organism in Eukaryota, Metazoa, Chordata, Actinopteri, Cypriniformes, Cyprinidae. Bases 1 to 978 code for a protein of 325 amino acids. The record is from RefSeq and is a predicted model, not a curated record. The transcript has 8 exons.